Linepithema humile (Argentine ant) is the source of this 1969-nucleotide messenger RNA. Its product is annotated as cytochrome P450 4g15. The record is from RefSeq and is a predicted model, not a curated record. NCBI's taxonomy places the organism in Eukaryota, Metazoa, Arthropoda, Insecta, Hymenoptera, Formicidae. Gene Ontology annotation, molecular function: monooxygenase activity; oxidoreductase activity, acting on paired donors, with incorporation or reduction of molecular oxygen; iron ion binding.
AUUUCCUCAUCACGCGCUUAUAAAUUGUCAGCGUGUCGCAAGCUUAGAGCAGUAUUGUCGUUAUCAAAGUAGAGAACAUUAAGUACUAGUAUUUUACGAAAAAACCGAGGAAUAAGACACUCCGUUACAAUAUACUAAUACUUUACUGCAACAAUGGAUGUGGUUCCAGAAACAACUUCGUACUUAUCAACCAUAAUUUUUUCUCUGCUUACUGUACUCGUUGUGACGCUACUCGCAGCGUAUUAUUACAUUGAUACUUCUCGAACGAUUCGUCUUGCAAAGAAGUUACCAGGUCCGCCAGCCGUACCUAUUAUUGGUCACGCAUUAUUAUCACUCGGACUGACUCCCGAUGUUUUUCUUACGAAAGCUUUCGCAUUCGCAGAGCAAUAUGGACCGGUAGUAAGUGCACGUUUGGGUUUAAGAGUAGCAAUUUUUCUAACAGAAGCACAAGAUAUCGAAGUAAUCUUGAGUAGUUCUGAGCAUCUCGACAAAUCCGUGGAAUAUCAACUGUUCAAACCAUGGCUUGGAGAUGGUUUGUUGAUCACAACCGGCGACAAGUGGCGCAAACAUAGAAAGGCAAUAGCGCCCACAUUUCACAUGAACAUCUUGAAAACAUUUGUACCGUUAUUUUAUGAGAAUAGUAUCGAUCUCGUAAAUCGGCUUCGCGAUAAAGUUGGAACGGAGUUCGAUUGCCAUGAUUAUUUAUCGGCUGUAACGGUUGAUAUCUUAACGGAGACGGCAAUGGGAGUGCGGAAAGAAAGAAGGCCACAAACUGGAUUUGAUUAUGCCUUAGCCGUAAUGAAAUUAUCCGACAUUGUACAUCGAAGGCACUACGAUAUAACCCUACGUUCGGAUAUUACUUUUCAAUUUACAAAGCUUGCCAAAAUGCAAGAAAAACUACUUAAUACCAUUCACACAUUAACCAAUCGUGUGAUUUAUGAGAAAUCGAAUGAUGUGGAGGAAAAAAGUGUGAGAGAUCAACAGCAAAAAGAAAACGGCACAUCAAAGGAAAGUUUGACCGAAAAGGUGGAUAAUGCUAAUAUGACCAAUUAUAAAUUGCACUACGUGAGAGAUGAUCUCGACGACAUUGAUGAGAACGAUGUAGGUGAGAAGAAACGACUUGCUUUCCUAGAAAUGAUGAUAGAGAUGAGACGAAACGGUGAGCAAAUGACUGACGAGGAGAUCAAAGAGGAAGUGAACACUAUCAUGUUUGAGGGCCACGAUACCACAGCAGCUGGCUCAAGUUUUGCACUUUGCGUGUUAGGAUGUCAUCCAGAUAUACAGGCUCGCGUGCAUGAAGAAUUGGAUUCAAUUUUCGGCGACAGCGACAGACAGUGCACUUUUCACGAUACUUUAGAAAUGAAAUAUCUCGAAAGAGUUAUUUUAGAGACUUUGAGACUUUUCCCACCGGUACCUGUAAUUGCUAGAAAACUUAACAAGGACACAAAGAUAGUUACAGGCGAUUACAUUCUUCCAAGAGGUGCUACGAUAGUAAUUGCGCAGUUAUUAGCGCAUCGUUCAGAGAAAUACUAUCCGAAUCCUUUGGUUUUCAAUCCAGAUAAUUUUCUACCCGAAAAAAUGCAACAGAGACAUUAUUACGCUUAUAUUCCUUUCAGCGCCGGGCCAAGGUCCUGCGUAGGACGGAAAUAUGCUAUGCUGAAGUUAAAGGUCCUACUGUCGACAAUACUGCGGAAUUAUCGUGUCAUCUCCGAUAAAUCAUAUACAGAUUUCCAGUUGCGAGCUGACAUUAUUUUGAAAAGAGAAGACGGAUUUAAGAUCAAGAUCGAGCCGCGCAAAUAAAAUGUAGACAUAUUGGUAUAAAUUUUGGUAAGAAUUUUAUUUCUUAUAUAGUACGCAUUUCUUUCGCAUAAAUUUGAAUUUGUCUUUAAUUAUUUGCUAUUUAUUUUUAAGAAUGAUAUUUAUAUGUUACAGUUAAAUAUUAAUAUAUUAUAUUAUAAAUAUUGAAAAA